AUGGAUCAGCCAACGAACACGCAGACCCCGCAUCAACACGAACCCAUCAGCUUCGGGAUUGAUCAGAUUUUGAACAGUUCUGAUCAGGAGCCCUCUUCCCAAGCCGCCCCCCGAGGAUCCGACGGCGCCACAAAUUACCUGGGAAGCCCCGUGAGCGGCGGCGGCGGCGGCGGUGGAGGCGGUGGAGGCGGCGGCGGCAGCAGCACGACCCGAACGGGCGCCCCAGCCUACGCGUCCCUCCCGGGCACUUUUGCGGGCCUGGGGGGACCCUUCGAAGACUCUGGAUCUUACAGUGUGAAUCUAAGCUUGGCUCCAUCUGGCGUGAUCCGGGUGCCAGCUCACAGACCCAUCCCUGGGGCAGUGCCACCUCCCAUCUCGAGUGCCAUACCCGCCAUGCCAGCUGUACCCAGCCUGGGCAGCCUCAACUUCCCUUGGAUGGAGAGCAGCAGGCGGUUCGUCAAGGACAGAUUCACAGCAGCGGCGGCGCUCACGCCCUUCACGGUGACGCGGAGGAUCGGGCACCCCUACCAGAACCGCACCCCGCCCAAGCGCAAGAAGCCGCGCACCUCCUUCUCGCGGGUGCAGAUCUGCGAGCUGGAGAAGCGCUUCCACCGGCAGAAGUACCUGGCCUCGGCCGAGAGGGCGGCGCUCGCCAAGUCGCUCAAGAUGACCGACGCCCAAGUCAAGACGUGGUUCCAGAACCGCAGGACCAAGUGGCGGCGCCAGACGGCGGAGGAGCGGGAAGCCGAGCGGCAGCAGGCGAGCCGGCUGAUGCUGCAGCUCCAGCACGACGCCUUCCAGAAGUCGCUCAACGACUCGAUCCAGCCGGACCCGCUCUGCCUGCACAACUCGUCCCUCUUCGCCCUCCAGAACCUCCAGCCUUGGGAAGAGGAAGGAUCCAAGAUCCCGCCCGUC
Pogona vitticeps (central bearded dragon) is the source of this 915-nucleotide messenger RNA. It is a transcript of the gene TLX3, whose product is annotated as T cell leukemia homeobox 3. Gene Ontology annotation, cellular component: nucleus. Gene Ontology annotation, molecular function: RNA polymerase II cis-regulatory region sequence-specific DNA binding; DNA-binding transcription factor activity, RNA polymerase II-specific. Gene Ontology annotation, biological process: regulation of transcription by RNA polymerase II; animal organ development. NCBI's taxonomy places the organism in Eukaryota, Metazoa, Chordata, Lepidosauria, Squamata, Agamidae. The record is from RefSeq and is a predicted model, not a curated record.